Messenger RNA from Pelecanus crispus (Dalmatian pelican), 1021 nucleotides. The record is from RefSeq and is a predicted model, not a curated record. NCBI's taxonomy places the organism in Eukaryota, Metazoa, Chordata, Aves, Pelecaniformes, Pelecanidae.
CUGAAGCGGCUGUUUGUAGAGCGCAUGGAAGAUGAAACGUUGCUAAUCAAUGUCAUCUGCGGAGUGGUUUCAGGGGUGAUCUCCUCCGCAAUUGCCAAUCCGACAGAUGUGCUGAAGAUUCGAAUGCAGGCUCAAGGCAGUUUAUUCCAGGGCGGCAUGAUUGGCAGCUUCAUCGACAUCUACCAGCAGGAGGGUACCCGAGGCCUCUGGAGGGGUGUUGUGCCGACAGCUCAGAGAGCCGCCAUCGUGGUCGGGGUGGAACUGCCAGUCUAUGACAUCACCAAGAAGCACUUAAUUCUGUCAGGCCUGAUGGGUGACACCAUCUUUGCCCACUUUGUUUCCAGUUUUACGUGCGGGCUGGCCGGGGCCAUUGCCUCCAACCCUGUGGACGUGGUGCGGACGCGGAUGAUGAACCAGCGGGCGAUAGUGGGCAGCACAGAGCUCUAUAAGGGCACGCUGGAUGGCCUCGUGAAGACAUGGAAGAGCGAGGGCUUCUUUGCGCUCUAUAAAGGAUUCUGGCCCAACUGGCUUCGGCUCGGUCCCUGGAACAUCAUUUUUUUUAUCACGUACGAGCAGCUGAAGCGACUUCCAUUCUGACAGCUGGCUUCGUUUCGUGAGAGUCAUCCGCAAGACUUGCAGCAGAGAGCUGUGCUGCAGCCUUCCCCUUCGUUUCGCCAUCCCCGCGUUUUGAUGUGUUGGUACCUGUGGGUCUGGGCUCCCCCGCUCCCCCAAAUGCACGGUCCCUGGAGCAUGAUCUGGCUGAAGUGUAACCGGGAGGCUGAUGGCAGGGGCUGCAUGUUUUCUUUUUCACACGGAGGCAAGUAUUGACAGUGUACAAGUGUCUGGGCUCGAAGCAAUAUCUUCUGUGAAGAUCCCUGCAUUCCAGUGGCCUUUUGGUGCAGCUGUGGUUCCUUGUUUGGCUUGUGUGCGUUUUUCUGCCAUGCCUGCGGGGUGAGGCUGGGAAAGGGUGCUGUCGUGUUUUCUUGCAGAACUGUCACCUCAUUAAAUUAUUUAUUGACUG